AUUCUCGUAGAGGAUCUCUUUGGUGAAGUUGCUACAGAGCGAGAGGUAGAGAAGCUUGCUAAUAAACUACACGAAGCCAAGUCAACUAAAAGCUUUGAUUCAUUUGAGAUACUGGCUAAAUAUGUUGGUUCUACGUCACUGUCGCUAUUGGUUACACCUCUGCGAGAGAACGACAAGCUACCGAUAAUUACAGCCAAGAAAGACGUGAAAAAAGAUGAAACAAAAUCUCGAMCAUCCGAACAAAGUCUACUACCUCAGGAUUCCUACAUCAUCAGCCCCACCCCUGUACGCGGUGGAAAGCUUCCUGGCACAAGUACCAAGACCAACGCCCAUAUUAUCGUGGAGUUUGGUCUUCAGAUGCUCAAUACAGCUUUAAAACGAGGCAAGAUGUCUGCCGCUGACCAGUCGCACCUGCAGCUGCUAGACCCAUUUGUAUCUGUGCUAUCAGACUGUCUUGACACCAAAUAUGCAAAGGUGUCGACUCUGAGCUUGCGAUGUCUUUGUUUUGUAAUAAAGCUUCCCCUCCCCUCCCUAGAAAGGAGUAUUCCAAACAUUGCCAAACUUUUAUUCAAAACUCUCCAAAAGCACGCUACUGCUGGCGGUAAAGUAGGCGAGAACUACGAAAUGGUUUUAUCUACUUUCAAGGCUAUGACGGCCAUCAUACGGGACUUCAAUAAAUACACCAUUGCYGAAAAACAUCUGCAGGUUCUCUUGGGCUUCGUGGAAGAAGAUAUACAUGAUCAUUCAAGACAAGGCACAGCUUUUCCUCUUCUGAAGGCAAUCUUAACGCGAAAACUUGUUGUGCCCGAAAUCCAUGACGUCAUGAAGAAAGUUUGUCAGCUGUCRAUCACYGGAGCCACGCCAAAUGUUCAACAACAGUGCAGACAGUGUGUAAUACAGUAUGUAUUGGACUACCCAUUGGGCAAGAAGCUUCAGCGCUUAUUGGAAUUCUUUGCUUCUCAGCUAAGCUAUGAACAUGAGACUGGGCGAGUGUCAGCUUUGGAGAUGAUGACAACAUUUUUCAACGCUUUCCCUGAGUCUAUGUUAUUCAACUACGCGUCAUUCUUUUUUGUGCCGCUGACAACAAGACUCGUCAACGACGACUCAGCGAAUUGUCGGAAACUCACAGCAACAGCCAUAAAAGGAUUGCUGCAAAAGCUUGACGUUGAACGUCGUGAUAGUUUAUUUGCGAUGGUCGUGCAGUGGUUCGCUAAUGAGAAGGUCGUUCUUCGUCGAUUGGCUGCUCAACUCUGUGGCCUUUUCGUGGAAGUCGAACGUAAGGGAUUUGACAGACGUUUAGAAACGACCUUGCCUCUUAUUGCUGAAUUACUAGAACCUAAGCAGUAUGAAACGGAGGACCAUACAGAAUCAUCCAUCGRUGACGUCACUACAUUAAACCGAUCGAUGGAUCAUUUGCUCUUCAAUGCACUGACUACUUUGGCUAAAAUAUUACAAGACAACAGAUUAAUAUGGUCGGACAAAUACAAAGACUUUAUGGAAAAUAUAUGGGAAUCAGUUGAAAGUCAUUUUUUUUUUCCCCAUGUGUGGGUGCGUCUAGUGUCAAGCCGUUUAUUUGGUUUGCUGUUUUUUUUUUGGAAGCCAGAAGAACUGGUGGAGAACACGGGCAGUCAAAUACCAAGCUAUUUUUUUUAUGAUACGUACGGCAAGGUUGUUAAGCUUUGCAGCGACUUCUGUACUCAAAUAGAAUCACAAUUCCUUCAACAAGAUCUCAGUGAUCAGGUCAUCAAGAAUUUAGUUUAUCUUGCAAAGGUUCUAAUUCUUUACUUUUUUUUCAGUUCCCAAAGGACUGGGAAUGAAUUCACCUUGGUAACGCUCUUUGGUAUUUUUUUUAAGUUGGCUACCCAUGAGGCAUCGCAAGCACCAAAGAUAACUUCGAAGCGUUCAUGUGCAAUGCGAUGGAUAGCUGCCAUCUCCAUGGUUCUUGGUAAAGAUAACAUCAUGCCAUACUUUUUUUUCAUCGUCCAACCCAUCCACCGAGAAUUAGAAAUCAAAACCACUUACAAAGUUCCCGAGCUACAAAAGGUGACACAAGAGGUAUUGGAACUAGUGAAAGGAAUUUUUUUUUGUGAUUCUGUGUCACGUGUUUAUGCGAGUCUCCAAAGUGACGUCACUGACCUUAAAGAAAAACGGAAGAAGAAAAGAGCUUUAGAGGCUGUUGCUUUUUUUUAACAGAGCGCACGAAAGAAGAUGAAACGGAAUUUAUCGAAAAAGGAGGCGCGAAAACGCAAAAUUGAUAAAUUCAAACCUGAAAGGAAACUUAAGAAGACACGAUUUGUUUUUUUUGAGGACUAAGUUUUUUUACUUAUUUGUUAUUAUAAGUCAAUUU
Exaiptasia diaphana is the source of this 2347-nucleotide messenger RNA. Its product is annotated as small subunit processome component 20 homolog. Gene Ontology annotation, cellular component: 90S preribosome; nucleolus; small-subunit processome. NCBI's taxonomy places the organism in Eukaryota, Metazoa, Cnidaria, Anthozoa, Actiniaria, Aiptasiidae. The record is from RefSeq and is a predicted model, not a curated record.